Prorocentrum cordatum is the source of this 444-nucleotide messenger RNA. NCBI's taxonomy places the organism in Eukaryota, Dinophyceae, Prorocentrales, Prorocentraceae. The record is from the annotation of a GenBank genome assembly.
AUGGCCCCGCUCGCGGACGAGUUCGCGAGGGCCUUCCAGCGCUCGCAGUGGGGCGUCAGCGGCAAGGUCGAGCCCAGGUUCUUCGCGGACAGCUUCGCCUUCCGGGACCCGGACGUCUCCACGAAGGGCCUCAAGGAGUACGCGAGUGGUACGGGUACGGUGCUGUCAAACUGCAGAGCCGACGUCACGGAGGUGCUCGUGACAGGUCCGAGUACCUUCGUGAUCAAAUGGCGCAUAGAGGGCACGGCAAACGUCCCCGUCCCUGGGCUGCGCAUCAAGCCCUACAUCGUCAUCAGCACCUUCACGGUCAAUGGCGACGGUUUGGUGGACUCCGAGACGGAUGCGUUCUCGAUUCCUUCAUGGGACAUUCUGCUGUCUGCUGUGGCACCUUGGCUUCCCUUCCUCGCUCCUGAAGAGCCUUCGGUGCAAUCCCCGUACGCGUGA